Molecule: messenger RNA, 609 nt
Organism: Vollenhovia emeryi
Lineage: Eukaryota; Metazoa; Arthropoda; Insecta; Hymenoptera; Formicidae
Exons: 1
Coding region: 1-609 (202 amino acids)
Biological process (GO): DNA integration
Molecular function (GO): nucleic acid binding
Source: RefSeq, a predicted model, not a curated record
AUGUAUUCCGACAACGGAACGACAUUUGCCGGCGCCGACAAAGAGCUACGCAACGCCUAUCAAGCCGCGCUAUCGGAUAAUGACUUCCAAAAUCGCACCGCUUCUGACGGCAUUCUCUGGAAGUUUAUUCCGCCGCACGCGCCUCAUUUCGGUGGUUUGUGGGAGUCGGGCGUGCGAAGCGUCAAGCAUCAUAUUCGACGCGUUCUCGGAUCUCACUUCCUCACCUUCGAAGAGUUCACAACCUUGCUCUCCCGAAUCGAAGCUUGUUUAAAUUCCAGGCCCUUGGAGCCGCUUACGGACACGCUCGAUGAUUUCGAGCCCCUUACUCCAGGCCAUUUCUUAAUCGGCUCGGCGAUCACGAUGCCACCCGAGCCCUCGCUGUUGCACAUCAAUGAGAAUCGACUCUCUCGAUGGCAACUAAUUCGGCAGAUAACAGAAACUUUCUGGCAAUUAUGGCAAUCAGAUUAUGUUAAUACGCUCCAACAGCGAAGUAAAUGGUGCCGCGAGAAAGAGGGAAUCAAGGUGGGCGCGAUGGUGCUCCUCAGAUGUGACGGGGAUGGCCGGGAGGACGCGGCCGGAGGUGGCCGCAUUCCUCGCAUUCCGGUGUGA